UUAAGGAUGACUGAGGCACCUGUGAGUGUUCCAGCGUACGUGCAAGAACGGCUGCUGAUCGUAGCACAGGAAGAAGGCUUCAUCCGCGAUCAUUUCUCCAUCGAGCACGAGCAGGGAUCAAAAUCAGGCGAUGGAUACAUUGGACUCAUCGUACGGGCUCGCUUCGUAAGCGCACAACAACCAACUCUUUCGGUGAUUUGUAAAUUUCCACCCGAGGAUUCACAGCAACGAAAGCGAUUCAAUGCGAUGCUACUCUUCGAGCGCGAAAUAUUCAUCUAUCAGCGUAUAUUGCCAGCAUUUGAGGACAUUCAACUACAGCACGGUGUUACCCAGCGCGAAGGGUCUUACUUUGGCAACUAUCCGAAAUGCUACCAUGCGUACUGUGACUUGGAGCGUGGUGAAGCUGUGCUUAUAUUAGAGGAUUUAGUGGCUCCACAGCGCCCACCCCUGAAACUACUGGAUCAGUACAUUCCAGUCGACUAUGAGCAUGUGCGUGUGUUGAUGAUUGCACUGGGGAAAUUAAAUGCCUGUUCCUUUGCUCUGAAGCAUCAUCGGCCGGAGCUGUUCGAACGAAUUCGACUGUUGAAUGAUGUUCUUUCGAUCGUACUCGAUACGGAGCAAACGAGACCGCUAACGCCUCGAAACUGUCAACUGGCGGCAUCAGCAUUCGAUCCACAAAAGGAAUCGACCCAGUACCGUGAGCUGCUGGAUCUAGGCCAGUCUAUGUGGGCAAGAACAGGGGCACACAUCCAAGGUGAGCGAGCAGAACCAUAUGCAGCGCUAAACCAUGGAGACUGUUGGACGAAUAACGUUAUGUUCGGUUACGACGCUAAUGGUCGUGUGAACGAUGUUUGUCUGUUCGAUUGGCAGAUGGCUCGGUACGGAUCUCCAGCGCUGGAUUACACGCUGUUCAUUUUUCUCUGCGGGGAAGUCGAACUGCGCAGAGAAAAGCUGGCUUAUUUGGUCAACGAGUUUUACAACGCUUUCUGUGCCACUCUGCAGCGAUUGGGAGGUGAUCCGGAAAAAGAUUUGUCACGAGACGAGUUAGAAAAACAAUUCGUUCGAUUUGGACGAUUGGCCCUCGCGAUGGGAACGUAUGCGUUGCCCAACUUUGCCAAGCUACCGACGGAAAUUUGUGAAAACCCGGAAAAGCAUCAGAAGGAUAAACAAUUGCAACACUACUACACUGUGAUGCGAGAACUCGUAAAAGAUGUACAGAAAUUUGAUAAAAUAAAUUAA
This is a messenger RNA of Anopheles maculipalpis, 1239 nucleotides long. RefSeq lists its product as uncharacterized. NCBI's taxonomy places the organism in Eukaryota, Metazoa, Arthropoda, Insecta, Diptera, Culicidae. Bases 7 to 1239 code for a protein of 410 amino acids. The transcript has a single exon. The record is from RefSeq and is a predicted model, not a curated record.